This is a messenger RNA of Engraulis encrasicolus (European anchovy), 2345 nucleotides long. RefSeq names its product cadherin 13, H-cadherin (heart) (gene cdh13). NCBI's taxonomy places the organism in Eukaryota, Metazoa, Chordata, Actinopteri, Clupeiformes, Engraulidae. The record is from RefSeq and is a predicted model, not a curated record. The transcript is spliced from 11 exons. Bases 1 to 1788 code for a protein of 595 amino acids. Gene Ontology annotation, biological process: cell-cell junction assembly; adherens junction organization; calcium-dependent cell-cell adhesion. Gene Ontology annotation, cellular component: catenin complex; plasma membrane; adherens junction. Gene Ontology annotation, molecular function: cadherin binding; calcium ion binding.
AUGCUUGGUGGGGGCCGAGUACCAUCCAGGUCACGGUCGCGGAGAUCGCUGCUGGUGCCUCCGAUGUUUGUGGUUGAAAACCAGCGAUCCAGCUUCCCCAAAAUCAUUGGCAAGGUUAUGCCAAAUGACCUGACCGGGAAUCGUAUGUUUCGGCUGACGGGCAAGGGGGCAGACGAGCACCCGGUUGGUGUGUUCUCCAUCGACAGGUACUCGGGCGAGGUGUCCGUCAGCCGCUCUCUCGACCGAGAAGUCAUCUCCGUAUACCAGCUCCAGGUGUCUACGGUGGACAUGAGUGGCCAUCUAGUGGAGGGUCCUGAGGUGCUGGAGAUAUCCGUCAUCGACCAGAACGACAACCGGCCCAUCUUCAGGGAGCUGCGCUAUUCAGGAGAGGUGCUGGAGGGAUCGCCCACAGGCACGUCUGUGAUGACGAUGACGGCCAUGGAUGAGGACGACCCCAACACGGACAACGCGGUGCUGCGUUACAACAUCAUACGCCAGUCGCCGGAGAAGCCGUCACCCCACAUGUUCUACAUCGACCCCGACAGGGGACACAUCCUCACCGUCAUCUCCCCCACCCUGCUUGACAGAGAGACUCUGCCCACCACCACGUAUGAGCUGGUGAUCGUGGCGAAGGACAUGGCGGGCAGCGAGCUGGGACUGACGGGCACGGCCACCGCCACCAUCACCAUCACCGACCGCAACGACCACGCGCCCGAGUUCACACACUCGCUGUUCCAAGCAGUGGUGAAUGAGGGCUCGACUGGUGUGGUGGUGAACCUGACGGUAGAUGACCGUGACGACCCAACUAAGGGGACCUGGCGAGCAGUCUACUCCAUCAUCAACGGAGACCCCAACCAGAGUUUCGAAGUCACAACUAACCCAGACAACAACGAGGGAAUGGUAGCCGUCGUCAAGCCACUGGACUAUGAGGGCAAGGUGUAUCACACCCUGCUGAUAAAGGUGGAGAAUGAGGAGCAGCUGGUUCCAGAGGUGGGCUACGGCCCCAGCUCCACAGCCACCGUGUACGUGACGGUGCUGGAUGUGAACGAGGGGCCCAUCUUCCACCCCAACCCCAUGCGGGUCACCAGGCAGGAGAACAUCACAGAGGGCAGCUUCGUAGCCCUGCUCAACGCCACAGACCCAGACUUCCUCCGGGGUCAGAGCAUCAGGUUUUCAAUCCUCAGAGACCCGGCGGGCUGGCUAAGUGUGAACCCUGUGAGGGGAACGGUCAACACCACCGCCGUGCUAGACCGUGAAUCUCCCUACGUCCACAACAACCAGUACACGGCUGUAUUCACCGCCUCAGACAAUGGUGAUCCCCCAGCCACAGGCACAGGCACACUGGUCAUCACCCUGGAGGAUGUGAAUGACAACGCCCCCUACGUGUACCCGUCGGUAGUGCGCAUAUGCGAGGAUGCCAAGGAGCUGAACGUGUUCACGGUGAGCGGGAGAGACAGGGACAUCUACCCCAACGGAGAGCCCUUCAGGAUCGAGCUGGCACAGCAGCCAGGCCUGGACAAGACGUGGAGGACCUCCCGCAUCAACACCACACACUCCCAGGUGAUGCUGCUCCACAGCCUGAAGAGAGCCAACUACCAGCUCCCCCUAGUGGUGGCAGACUCCGGCACGCCCUCUCUGACCAGCAACAGAGAGGUCAAGGUGCUGGUCUGCACCUGCAAGAAGAACAGGAUGGACUGCAAUGGCGCCACGUCGUUGCACUCUUCGUUCCUGGUGUCACUGCUGCUAGCUGCCACCACCACACUGCUGCUCCUGCGAUACACAUCAUGAGUCCUGUGUAAAGAGACAUCAGCAUGUCACCACAUGACAAGAGGACAUGGGAUGGUGAAGAAAGAAGAAAACGAGAUCAGGAAAGGAGAGCGGACCAGGGAACUUAAGAGGACAUUUCACAGUUGCAGUCCCAUUGAAAUUCAUACACUUACAAAAUGUCUUUUUUUUACAUGCAAAGGCCAGACCCUCAUUUCACUGCUUAUGAAGCAUGGGGCUGCUUUGAGCUUUGGCAAUGUCCAUGAUGUCCAUGUGCAGUACUGUAGCUGUGGUGUUACUGCUCGCUGUUCAAAGUAAGGCAGAGGUACUCAUGAUUGAUGCAUUAAAAUGCACUGAAGAAGGCCCAGUAGGGCAACAAGCGUAGGCACAUUUUUGUUAAUACAAAUAUAUUGUAAUGCAUCAAGUUUGCGUGCCUUGGAUCUGUCUUAUUUUCAACAAAGCUGGGCUGCAUUUCUCAAAAGUGUAGUUGUUAGCCAGUUAUGCCUCUUUUCCACUGCCGUUUUUCUGGCAGGCCUACAGCUCGACACAGCGCGACUCGGCUGACACUUUUUGCUUUUCAA